Messenger RNA from Limulus polyphemus (Atlantic horseshoe crab), 1283 nucleotides. Its product is annotated as cofilin/actin-depolymerizing factor homolog. Gene Ontology annotation, cellular component: cytoplasm; actin cytoskeleton; actin cortical patch. Gene Ontology annotation, molecular function: actin filament binding. Bases 121 to 642 code for a protein of 173 amino acids. The record is from RefSeq and is a predicted model, not a curated record. Gene Ontology annotation, biological process: actin filament severing; actin filament fragmentation; cell motility. NCBI's taxonomy places the organism in Eukaryota, Metazoa, Arthropoda, Merostomata, Xiphosura, Limulidae. The transcript is spliced from 4 exons.
GGCAAAAUUUCUUAUAUCAAAUGAUUAAGUAACAGAAAUAAUUGAAUAACAACAUGUAUGUCUAGUAAUUGAAAGUGUUCAAAUUUAAAAAGUAAAAUCGGGUAUUCGGUAUAGUUAAUUAUGGAGUUAAAUUUAAUGAUCCUAGAUGGCAGCACGUUUUCAGAAAAUUUGCUUUAUUGUUUCAAAAGGAAAUGUUCAUCCUCUGGUGUGAAAGUUUCAACAGAAUCCAAGAAUGCUUAUGAUGAAGUGAAGAAGGACAAGAGCUAUAGAUACAUAAUAUACCAUAUCAAAGAUGAAAAAAUUAUUGAUGUGGAAAUGAAAGGUGACAGAGGUGCUACCUAUGAUGAUUUUCUGAAAACCCUUGAUAAUUACAAGACAGAAUGUCGAUAUUGUGUGUUUGAUUUUCCUGUUGAUGUUGAAGUUCAAGGAAGUGAAGAUAAGCCUCCAAUGACAGUAGACAGAUUAGUAUUAUUGACUUGGUGUCCAGAGUCAUCGACAGUCAAACAGAAGAUGCUGUACUCUAGUAGUUGCGAUGCUAUCAAAAAAGCACUUGUAGGAAUCUACAAGUGUGUACAAGCUUGUGACUUUGAAGAAGCAUCUAAGGAAGUUAUACUGGAGUCACUUAAGAAGGGUGGAAAGUAAAUCAAGAUUUUUUUUUCAGUCUUCUGAUUGUCUACUUUGUUGUAAUAUUUAAUUUUGCAAAACAGACAUGAUUCCAUUAUACUCAAAUGCUGAGUGCAGAGUCAAAUAAUGUACUCUAAGUAAUGUUUGAAUCAUACAAUAUUUUUCCCAAAGCUCUUACAUGAUUACAGAAGUUUUAGAUCUUUUGUGAAUGUGUAUUAUAAUCUAUUUCCAUACUGAUUUUUCUUUUCAAAACCAUUCUUGAUCUGUAUUGGACUAAAUUUUUCAGCUUGAUUACACAAGGAUACAUUAAUUAUUGCUUAUUUGUCCGAAGUCUCUUGACUGAAUUUAGUAAUUGUAAUAACAUGAAUAUUUUAAUAAUAUUAAUGUAAUCUUGCAAAGAGGGAGAGAGAAUAAAGUCCUAGAUCAUUAAUUUUUUGCUAAUUCACAUGAUAUGCAUUUCAUUUAUUUUGUCAGAAGUUAAGUUUACAACUUCUGUGUUUAAAGCAUUUUUGUGUGUCUGGUAGUAUUUGCUUAAAUAAAAGUGUUUUGUUUAGAAAAUUAAUAACUUAACAAUAAUUACAGCUUAGACCAAAACUAAUAGUUCAUGGAAUGUAAUUAUUGAUUAGCUAAUUUCUGUCAAUAAAUAUUCAGUACAACAA